CACGGUGUGACGCACGAGGCUGCAAAAUCAAAACUUCAGACUUUGUGAAUGAGCUUCUCCUCCUCAGCAGUCAGUGUGUAACAUCUGCAGAGAGAGCAGUGGAGCUCUCAGUCAGCUGGGGAUGUAUUAUCAUGUUCUGCUGGGGGCUGCUCUGCUGAUUUGUUGUGCAGGUAAAUCCUUGGUGCAUGCUCUACCAGAGACGGUCCAGGCCUUCGUUGGCGGGGAUGUUGUCCUACCCUGCAGUUUUCACGUCUCUGCCAACGAUGACCUUCCCUCUGUGGAGUGGUCCAAGGAAGGCCUGCAGCCAAAUGUUAUCUACCUUUUCCGGCAUGGCUGUGAGACUUACGAGAUGAAGAACCCCGCCUUUGAGUUCAGGACAAGCCUCAUUACGAUGGAACUGAAAAACAGAAACUUCUCUUUGAGGAUCUCCAACGUGAAGCUGUCGGAUGCAGGGACAUACAGAUGCAUGAGGCUAACUGGGAAUGCUCCCACGGAUUUUGCAGAAGUUAAGCUAGUUGUGGGCGCCGUUUCCCAGCCUGAACUCUCAUUCACGUCGGUGGAGAGUGGAGGCGUGGCUCUUCAGUGUGAGGCAAUCUGCUGGCUGCCCGAGCCUGAGAUCACGUUUCUGGAUCAUGAAGGAAAUCACCUCCCUGCUGAUGAACCGAAAAAGGAUCAGGAUGUCAGCGGAUGUUACACCGUGAAAAGAAGACUGACUCUGCAGGGAGCUGCCAGAAGGGUCACCUGCAGAGUUCACCAGCCAAAGACCAACCAGACCAGAACCAAAGAGACCCUUAUACCAGUUGACUGCAUGAGAUCCUGUUCUCUGAACGUUGGCGUCGCUGUUGUAGGAGCCAUUUCUCUUCUGUUGAAUCUGUGUGGAUUAGCCGUCCUGUUAUGGAGGAGGUGUAGCAGAUCUGAUGGAUACAAAUUCCCGGUGAGCAGGAAGUCGUCAAAUCACAGCCCACUGGAUGGUUCCGAAAAUCAGUCACUCCUGAAGACUGUCAGUGUUGACGGGGGUGUGAACAUGGAAAACAGCCCUGUUGAGAAGUUUCCAGGAGAGGUGGCUGACCUCUAUCCAAUGCCUCUGGAACCUAUCCACUCAAACACUCAGCUGAUUUCACCUCAUGGCAAGACAAGAUGGAACAAUCCUCCAAAACACAUCCCCAGAGGUCGUAUCUUCAGUGACCCUAAUGUUUUGUCCGGUUCUUCUUCGGCCAGCAGCUCAAAGAAAACAGUCAGCUUCGAUAGUAACUUUAGACGUCCAUCUUCUGCUCAGCGUGGUCCAAACGUUCCCAAGCUGAAGCGCCGUCAUUCAUCGGUGCUUCCACAUCUGAUCAGUGACCGCUUCCACCGCUCACCAGAACUCCCCGAAGAAACACUAACAUCAAUUUAAAGUUGCCAUAUUAUGUUCUUUCUCAUCAACAUAUGUUGGUCUAACAGGUCCCCAAAACAUGUCUUUAAAGUUUAUUGCUCAUAAAAACACUUUGAAAUCA
This is a messenger RNA of Notolabrus celidotus (New Zealand spotty), 1493 nucleotides long. RefSeq names its product butyrophilin subfamily 1 member A1-like. The transcript is spliced from 6 exons. Lineage: Eukaryota; Metazoa; Chordata; Actinopteri; Labriformes; Labridae. The coding region runs from base 122 to 1393 and encodes 423 amino acids. The record is from RefSeq and is a predicted model, not a curated record.